Arabidopsis thaliana (thale cress) is the source of this 2596-nucleotide messenger RNA. It is a transcript of the gene ACX1, whose product is annotated as acyl-CoA oxidase 1. Gene Ontology annotation, molecular function: oxidoreductase activity, acting on the CH-CH group of donors; acyl-CoA oxidase activity; flavin adenine dinucleotide binding. Gene Ontology annotation, cellular component: peroxisome. The record is from RefSeq and is marked reviewed. The transcript is spliced from 14 exons. Gene Ontology annotation, biological process: fatty acid beta-oxidation; fatty acid metabolic process. The coding region runs from base 206 to 2200 and encodes 664 amino acids. Lineage: Eukaryota; Viridiplantae; Streptophyta; Magnoliopsida; Brassicales; Brassicaceae.
UUUAAAUCAAUUUGUCUUUCUCUUCUUUUAUCUCCGAAAUAAAAAGCUUAAUUGUUCUUCCAACUACUCUGCAAUUAAAUCGGUAGAGUGAGGCAUUGUCCUUCUUUUUCUCCCUCUGUUUUUUUUUUUUUUUUUUCCUAUCAUCUCUGAGAGUUUUCUCGAGAAACUUUUGAGUGUUUAGCUACUAGAUUCUGAAUUACGAAUCAUGGAAGGAAUUGAUCACCUCGCCGAUGAGAGAAACAAAGCAGAGUUCGACGUUGAGGAUAUGAAGAUCGUCUGGGCUGGUUCCCGCCACGCUUUUGAGGUUUCCGAUCGAAUUGCCCGCCUUGUCGCCAGCGAUCCGGUAUUUGAGAAAAGCAAUCGAGCUCGGUUGAGUAGGAAGGAGCUGUUUAAGAGUACGUUGAGAAAAUGUGCCCAUGCGUUUAAAAGGAUUAUCGAGCUUCGUCUCAAUGAGGAAGAAGCAGGAAGAUUGAGGCACUUUAUCGACCAGCCUGCCUAUGUGGAUCUGCACUGGGGAAUGUUUGUGCCUGCUAUUAAGGGGCAGGGUACAGAGGAGCAGCAGAAGAAGUGGUUGUCGCUGGCCAAUAAGAUGCAGAUUAUUGGGUGUUAUGCACAGACUGAGCUUGGUCAUGGCUCAAAUGUUCAAGGACUUGAGACAACUGCCACAUUUGAUCCCAAGACUGAUGAGUUUGUAAUUCACACUCCAACUCAGACUGCAUCCAAAUGGUGGCCUGGUGGUUUGGGAAAAGUUUCUACUCAUGCUGUUGUUUACGCUCGUCUCAUAACUAACGGAAAAGACUACGGUAUCCAUGGAUUCAUCGUGCAACUGCGAAGCUUAGAAGAUCAUUCUCCUCUUCCGAAUAUAACUGUUGGUGAUAUCGGGACAAAGAUGGGAAAUGGAGCAUAUAAUUCAAUGGACAACGGGUUUCUUAUGUUUGAUCAUGUUCGCAUUCCUAGAGAUCAAAUGCUCAUGAGGCUGUCAAAAGUUACAAGAGAAGGAGAAUAUGUUCCAUCGGAUGUUCCAAAGCAGCUGGUAUAUGGUACUAUGGUGUAUGUGAGACAAACAAUUGUGGCUGAUGCUUCCAAUGCACUAUCUCGAGCAGUUUGCAUAGCUACAAGAUACAGUGCAGUGCGGAGGCAAUUUGGCGCACAUAAUGGUGGCAUUGAGACACAGGUGAUUGAUUAUAAAACUCAGCAGAACAGGCUAUUUCCUCUGCUAGCAUCUGCAUAUGCAUUUCGAUUUGUUGGAGAGUGGCUAAAAUGGCUGUACACGGAUGUAACUGAAAGACUGGCGGCUAGUGAUUUCGCAACUUUGCCUGAGGCUCAUGCAUGCACUGCAGGAUUGAAGUCUCUCACCACCACAGCCACUGCGGAUGGCAUUGAAGAAUGUCGUAAGUUAUGUGGUGGACAUGGAUACUUGUGGUGCAGUGGGCUCCCCGAGCUGUUUGCUGUAUAUGUUCCUGCCUGCACAUACGAAGGAGACAAUGUUGUGCUGCAAUUACAGGUUGCUCGAUUCCUCAUGAAGACAGUCGCCCAGCUGGGAUCUGGAAAGGUUCCUGUUGGCACAACUGCUUAUAUGGGCCGGGCAGCACAUCUUUUGCAAUGUCGUUCUGGUGUUCAAAAGGCUGAGGAUUGGUUAAACCCUGAUGUUGUACUGGAAGCUUUCGAAGCUAGGGCUCUCAGAAUGGCUGUUACGUGUGCCAAAAAUCUCAGCAAGUUUGAGAAUCAGGAACAAGGAUUCCAAGAGCUCUUGGCUGAUUUGGUUGAGGCCGCUAUUGCUCAUUGCCAAUUGAUUGUUGUUUCCAAGUUCAUAGCGAAACUGGAGCAAGACAUAGGUGGCAAAGGAGUGAAGAAACAGCUGAAUAAUCUGUGUUACAUUUAUGCUCUUUAUCUCCUCCACAAACAUCUCGGCGAUUUCCUCUCCACUAACUGCAUCACUCCCAAACAAGCCUCUCUUGCUAACGACCAGCUCCGUUCCUUAUACACUCAGGUCCGGCCUAAUGCGGUUGCACUUGUGGACGCCUUCAAUUACACCGACCAUUACUUGAACUCGGUUCUUGGCCGUUACGACGGUAAUGUGUACCCAAAGCUCUUUGAGGAAGCGUUGAAGGAUCCAUUGAACGACUCGGUGGUUCCUGAUGGGUACCAAGAAUACCUUCGACCUGUGCUUCAGCAGCAACUUCGUACCGCUAGGCUCUGAAGAGUUUUCUUUGCUUGAUACUCGAUAUGGUUAAUCACAUUAGACUUGCUUCGUCCUUCUUCUUCGUCUUCUUCUUCUUCUCGCUUUGAAUAAUUUCGCAGUUUAAAAACUGGCGAUGCCCUUAUUUAUAUGUAGCAAUGUAAUAGUUAAUGUACGAUCGUCAUAUGGCGGAAUUUUAGUACUAUUUUUCGUUUUCAAUGCAACAUUAAUACAAUUGAUCGUUUCUACUCUGAGAAGGAUAUGUGGGAUAUUUGUAAUCUUCGUAUAUAGUCCAAUCACAUAUAUUGACAUUUCUCUAUUGCUUUCGUUAAGAUUGUAUUAUGUAAUAUAUAGGGUUAGGGUUACUUAGGCAAAGUUAUUUCAGAAAUUAUGCAACUUCCAUUGUAGAAAUUUUUU